CAAUCCGAACAACCAAAAACUAAAUCACUACCAAAAACAAUACAAAAACAAGAAGAAUACCAAAGCAAACAAAACCAAAUCCAUGAUACGUUUAAAAUUGAAGAUUAGAGUUCUGGCGGGAGACGAACCUCAGAUCAGUAGCUCACAGCCGACAACGGGAAUGGAUGCUGGAAGAGCUAAGAUGAAUGUCGCCGCCGGUGAGACGCCGAAAACGCUCGUUUACCCACCAACAAAUAAAGAACCAGCCGCCGACAACCCUCGCUAGAAAGGAACGACGGCGGCGGCGGUCCAGAAAACCCUUCCCUUCUCUGUUUGCGCGAGGGAGGGAUGGUAAAGACGGAAGAUACCACGGCGUCGAAGAGAGACCACGCCGGACAGAGAAUGCGGCGGCGGACAGAGAAUGCGCCGGCGGCGGACAACGCCGGAGAGAAAUCCGUCUUUACCAGGGGAGGGCGGCGUCGGACAAUGCGGCGGCGCCAAAGAGAAAUCGCGGACAGAGAAGCUUCUGCUCUCUGCAAAAGGGAAAAGGGAAAAGGGAAAAGGGUUUUGGGUUUGGGAGCUGCGUUGAGAAGGAAAGAAACAAUAAAGAAGGGAAGCGUGGGGCAAGGCUUUGAUUUCGGGCCCAGUAAUGAUUAUGUGGUCCUUUCCGUAAACACCCUUCAACAAAAUGGGCCCUUAGAUUGAAUUUCUCUAAUCUGUAUGGCCAUAAAGGAGGUAGCCAUGAUGGCUACUUAAAAAAAAGGAACCAGGCUAACGCAUUCCAAAAUCACCGUUUACAUACCCCAUAAAAUUUGGGAAUUUAUAAUUAUGUUAAUUAAAUUCUAUGCUAUGC
This is a messenger RNA of Linum trigynum, 832 nucleotides long. Lineage: Eukaryota; Viridiplantae; Streptophyta; Magnoliopsida; Malpighiales; Linaceae. The record is from the annotation of a GenBank genome assembly.